CGUCGCCCGUGUUUGUUACACAAGUCCUUCGGACCGACAGGGUUGUUUGUUUCGAUAGGCUGCGUGGUGUGACCUCUACCGUACUUCGCACUUUGAUCGAAUAGUUCGGCAAUCAAGUACCAAACAACACCGACCAAGCUGGGCUUCCCACAAAAGUGUCCCGAGUCCGUAAUUUACUCUUUGUACAAAACAUGUGCUGUUCUUGAAACUAAUCUGUGCUGGAAGUGCAGCAUCAUCUGCUAUUGCCACCUCAGACGACAACCACCAUGACAGUCACGGCCAGGAAUGGGAGGAAAGGUCCAGGAGAGACCGGAAGUGGAGGAAGUUCAGACUCAUUGAAUUCCUCUGUUGAAAAUGAAAGCAUGGAAAGCACUGUCCAGCUGAAGAGGGAGGUUGGAUUAGUCCGAGCGGUGUCUCUGAUCGUAGGAGCGAUGAUUGGAUCUGGUAUCUUCAUCUCACCGAAAGGUGUUCUCCUUUCAGCCAACAGUGUGGGCAUGAGUCUGGUGGUAUGGUUCCUCUGCGCUGUGAUAUCUGCGUUAGGUGGGAUGUGUUUUGCUGAACUAGGCGCAGUGGUGCCACUAGCUGGAGGUCAAUACCAAUACGUGCUGCAUGCCUAUGGUAACCUACCUGGCUUCAUGGUUGCAUGGUCUCUGGUAGUUAUUAUGAAGCCAGGUAGUGUUGCCCUGACAGCUAUCACCUUGGGAACCUAUAUAUCUGAUUACGUCAUCGCUGGUGAUUGUGCUCCUCCUAGGGAAGCGGUCCAACUUUUUGCUAUUCUCACAGUCAUGUUGAUUGCAUUCAUCAACUGUGUGGGUGUUCGACUAGCCAGUGGAUUAUCUGUGGUCUUCUCAGGAGCAAAAGUCAUUGCCCUCAUGGUAAUCAUCAUUGCUGGUCUCGUCAAAGUAUCCCAAGGUCACACGGAGUAUUUAGACCCAUCGGUGUCAUUUGAAGGUUCCAGUACGCAGUUCCUAGGCUAUGGGCUAGCAUUCUACUAUGGCUUCUGGGCGUAUGGCGGUUGGGAAAUACUGAACAGUAUCACCGAGGAGCUGAGAAAUCCAAGCAGGAAUAUUCCGCUGGCUAUCGGUAUCGCUAUACCUGUUGUGACAACGAUUUACCUACUGACUAACAUCGCAUAUUUCACCACACUCUCCCCGACUGAGCUACUGGCUUCAAGCGCUGUUGCAGUGACAUUUGCCGAGCGAACCCUUGGCUCUAUGGCUUGGGUUAUUCCCUUGGGUGUGUGCAUCUCUACGUUUGGUCAUCUACUUGGUAGCAUCCUUGCCGCCCCAAGGACAGCCUUUGCAGCCGGAAGAGAAGGUCAUAUGUUGAAGGUUUUGUCAAUGAUCAAUGUGAAGCGGUAUACGCCACUUCCGGCGAUAGUCUUGCAGGCCACUAUAUCGAUUGUUUUCAUCCUCCUUGGGGACUUCAAAUCAAUUCUCAUUUUCUCUGGCUUCGUCAACUACAUCUUUGACGGGGCUACAUUUAUGGCCGUUCUGAUUUUACGACGGAAGUACCCGGAUAAACCAAGACCAUUCAGGGUGAAUAUCUUGAUACCUAUCAUCGCGACUGUCGUCUGCGUCUUUAUGAUCUUGGCGCCAUUAAUUUCCGAUCCUACCUGGGAGUAUCUGUACGCCUUUGUAGUAAUGGCCAUAGGUCUCUUGGUCUACCUCGUGUUCGUCUGGGGGAAAAGACAACUACCCUUCAUGAAUCACACGACACUGUUUCUGCAGAAGUUCCUUCUUGUCACAACUUCAACUGAGGAUUCUAGCAUUCACGAAUAACGAAAACAGCACGGGCUCACUUAAAUAAUUGGACAAAAUAACUCUUCAAAGAUUCACACUAUUAUAUGAUUGCUUUUAACAACAUUUAUUUAUGGUGAAAUCACAGUUAUUAUUCAAUGUUUCGUUUUUCAACAUGACCCUAUUUAUUUACUGUACUUGUUGAAAAAUUAGCAAAACAGACAUGCUCUUUAAGUAUAAAUGAGGUUAGAAACUGAUAUUCGUGAUGUCAUUGUUUAACAGAAAAGUGCCUUUACUAAGCUUUGCUGUUUACUGAGAAUUUUUAGGUAUUAAGUAUUUCCGCUUAAUUUCUACUGCAUUCAAGCAAAUUAAGAUUAUACGAAAGGUCUCAUAAAUCAAUCGACUAUUUUACAAUCUGCUUUAAUAUGGAUAUUAUUUUGCAUUUCUGAUAAGAUCAAGGUUCAAGUAAUAUUAUCUGUGAAGCAAUCCAUGAAAUAAUUUUUCAAAAAAGGAAAAACAACUGUAAACCUCUCUGCUUAAAAAGUUAAGGUCCCAAGUAUGUUUUGUCUGCUUUGCAUUUUGUUUUAAAGAAAUGUUACAGAAUAAAACAAGAAGUGUUAGGCCUAAAAUAAAGCUCCUGGAACACUCCUAGAACAUUUACAUUGAAGUAAAUUACUCAAGCUGUAUUGACAUUUAGAAGGCGCAACACUCAAUAUUACUUGUUCCUGAAGAUAUGAUGAAUGCACUCUACAGGAUGUAUAAAAAAAGGUAAUCUAAAAUCAAUCGGCACAUAUGUUAAAGUAAGAAAAUGGUAGAAUCAUACUAGAAUGUCAAAGAGGUUUCAUCUUAAAUGUUAGUUCAUUAGCUUUUAAUUGAUACCAUAAUAACACCUCUUCAGUCACAGAUAACUGAUUAGCGUUGUUUUAGAAACAAAGGCAAAAACCCUCUUUAUCCAAGUUUACUGAAAUAUUUGGUGAGUUAAGCCGUCAGAGAAGACUGCCCUGUCGCAGCUGUGGACAGUGCGUUAAAAGGGGGUAGGCUUUUGUUGGAGGUGUUGUUGCUUAAAACGGUGCCUUAUGUUAUCCAUAAAUUAUUAAUCAUUCCAAAGAUGUCCUUUUUCAUCACAAACUAGCAAUUAUGACUUAUCAAAAAUCGGUAAAGCAUAGCUUGUAAUGGGGAUAGCCAAAGCCAUGCCAAGUUGGGCAAACGCCCAGGCUAGUUAGUUAUGAGGACACCUUUGCAUUUGGUAGUUAUUAUUUUAAUGAAUCAACACAACAUCUUUGAAAUGUUUGAUUAAUCAUGAAACAUGAUAUUCCAUUGUAUGCUCAAACACUUUCAACAUGUCUCUCUCCUCACACUAAACCCAUAAUCCACUGCGACGGCGCACAUUUUUGGACAGCUCAACCUGCCACUGAAUCAGGUAAACUUGGAAAAGGUUGGUGUUUGGCUUUGAGAUGAUAAACAAAAUCUCUGGAACGAUCAUUCAUUCAUGAAAAACAUUAUUAUGUACCAUUUUAUGCAACAACAUUAUCUGUCAAACCCCUGUGAGGCACUGUCCACCGUGACUACAGAAUAAUUGAUGUUAACAUUUUAACGUUUUGACAGGGACCUCCUAGCAUGGGCACACUUCUUUUUUUUUGCGUCAGUAACCAAAAAUAAUGUUAAUAAACAGAGUAUUGUUCUGUUCAGUUAUACCUGAUCUAAAACUCAGCAACUAAACAACCAAGGCUAAGGUUGUAAACUGCAUUAUUGUAUUCAGUGUCAAAAACUCUGCUCCUAAACGGCUGAACUCACGACGCGUGUCAAUAUGGUUGCAAAAAUUUGCUAGGAUAAUACUUGUAUAUAAAUAUAUAUUAUGAUUUAAACUAGAGAUAAGAAUGUAAAAUUCUAAUAAUCUUCUAGUAAUGAAUA
This is a messenger RNA of Patiria miniata (bat star), 3650 nucleotides long. Its product is annotated as b(0,+)-type amino acid transporter 1-like. The transcript has 12 exons. Gene Ontology annotation, cellular component: membrane. The coding region runs from base 267 to 1781 and encodes 504 amino acids. Gene Ontology annotation, biological process: amino acid transmembrane transport. The record is from RefSeq and is a predicted model, not a curated record. NCBI's taxonomy places the organism in Eukaryota, Metazoa, Echinodermata, Asteroidea, Valvatida, Asterinidae. Gene Ontology annotation, molecular function: L-amino acid transmembrane transporter activity.